This is a messenger RNA of Prionailurus viverrinus (fishing cat), 3382 nucleotides long. RefSeq names its product arginine vasopressin (gene AVP). Gene Ontology annotation, molecular function: neurohypophyseal hormone activity. Lineage: Eukaryota; Metazoa; Chordata; Mammalia; Carnivora; Felidae. The transcript is spliced from 6 exons. Gene Ontology annotation, cellular component: extracellular region; secretory granule. The record is from RefSeq and is a predicted model, not a curated record. Bases 2882 to 3382 code for a protein of 166 amino acids.
CGAGAAGUCACGUUUUUGAUGCUUGGCAUGUGUGAGGGUUUGCACGUGGGUGUGCACGCAGGGUGGGUUGGGCACCCUCCCUUGGGCCGGUGUGGCACACGCUUCCCUCAUCUUGGCGGAGCCUGUGCACUGCCCUCUGAGAACAGAGCUUUUCUGCACGGGGCCCAUUCUGGGAAAAGUGCUUGUUUAUAGGCUGCAUUGUUUUCAUUCAAAAUUCAGUUCUGUGGCGUCCCAGAGGGAACGUAUAUAUUCCUACAACUGUUUACUGUGUGGAAGAGGUUCUACUUCCUGGAAGGACUGCAGUGAGAAAAUGCACCAGGCUGUUCCCCGUGCCCUGGAGGAUGUCAGGAGGGAGUUCACCUUGAGUCCUCACGACCAUAAGCUGCCCAGAAAUCCCAGCCACCUGCUCCCCUCCCCUCCCACAGGCCUGCAGCUCAUGCUCCAGGGGGAUCCCCAGGGAGUGACCCCGGGAAGGAGGGAGCUGAUUAAAAACUCAGAUUCUUGAGUCCCGGGAAUUUAGAGAUCUGGGGGUGGGGUUAGAGAUUCCGGGGGUAUUUGUGCUCCUCAAAGGAAAUUCCUUCCCUUGACACAGCCUCACCUGAGACUUCAGAGUCUGCACUGCUGGCUUUUCCUCUGAGCUGUUCUUUGGCUUCAAAUGGCCUGGCCUUACCCUCCUUGCUUGUGUUCUAAGAAAAGCCCCAGCAUUUGGAGCAAAAGCACUGCUGGGGUUGGGGGGAUGGCUGCCCUCAGCCUGUGGUGACCUCAGGGGAGCAGCCAACCUGAAGCAGGUUCACUACUCAGGAGCCCUUCUCUCUGGGGGGCGUCCUGUGAGCCCCACCCCAGGGAGCCAGAGGAAGCCCCUUCCCGGGUGGGGUCUACAUAAGGCACAUCCAGAUGGGGGCAGAGUUUUCUCCCUCUAGCGGAGGGACCUGGUGAUCUGCAUUUGAAAAGAGCUUCUGCGCCCCAGGAGGCUCUGGUAGGAAACCAGCCAUGGGAGCUGCUGGGGUGGACAGUUCCUGUCCUGUGACCAGGUGGAGCCACACCCACAUCCUUGGAGAUGCAUUCAUUUUUAUCUUACUGUUUUUUUAAGCUCUACACCUAACACGGGGCUUGAAGUCACGACCCCAUGAUCCAGAGUCACAUGCUCUAUCGGCUGAACCAGCCAGGUGCCCCUUUAUCUUAUUCUAAAGCGCCCCCCAAAAGGACAUUUGUCUUUCACCAGCCUUGCCAGAAACGGCACUAGGCACGGCCAGCUGGGCAGUUCCUCGCCCCUAGAAAACGGGAAUAACAUCUCACCUGCCGCCAACCAGGCUCAGAGGGCAGUUUAUUUCUCAGCAGAGCCAGGGGCCAGGCACAAAGCAGCUAACCAGUAAACACGGAGUUGACUCGGACUCUAGUAGAUGCAGGACCGCAAAGCCUUGAUGAGGCCCACUGCCCCCUCGCAGACCGCAGGUUCUGUGGGGCGCCCGUCUUCCCCUUUCCUGUAUCAUUUACUCGACGCCAAGCCCGUUUGUGGUGCGCAGCCCUGGGUCCCUGGGCCCCAAAUAUUCAUCUCCAAGGGGCAGUGCGGCCUUGCGUCCUGGCUGUCCUCCCUGUGGGGCUGAGGCCCCAGCCCUUGGCCACUCUGCGCCCUUGAACAGGGACUGGGCCAGCUCGCUCCUGCUGUGGCCCGCCAGCCCCAGGGGCAACGGGAGGGAGGGCCACUUAGAAGAAGUAGAAGAACCAGAUAGCCAGGAAGAAGAGGAGCAGCUGCUCGGUGCUCACAGAGUAUUCCAUCUCCUGGAAGCCUGGCCGCAGGACCCUGCAGCACCUGGGCGCCCGGGCGGAGCAGGCUGCCCUAGCCCCCGGCCGCACUGCUGCUCCCCGCGCGUCUCCAGCUCGAGACCGCCCGGCCGCGCGGAGCUUUUCCAUCCCCCAGGAAACCAGUCCUCUGCCACGGAGGUUGCUGUAAGUAGGUCUGCAGACAAAGCGACCUGUCCCUGGAGGAAGCCGCCGCCCGCCCGGCUUCCAGGCCGUUGCUAGCCUCCUGCCGGCGGGCUUGUAAUACUGGGCCAGCUGCCAUUGUGAGGGCUGUGGGCGGGGCGGGGCGCCUCAGGGCUGUCCCCUCCCUCGGAGGUGGCCCCUCCGCCCUCUUCCAGUCCCCUCAAGUCCCUUUGCAGCCUGCUCCGGCAGGGUCUUUCCUUCCAGAUCUAGGCUGGAAGGGACUGGCUGGGCUGGGGAUCAGCCAAAGAUGCUCUGUCCAGCCAUAGGUGGCAGAGGCCAUACCCCAGGCUCCACCCCGCAGUGAUGCACUCCCUCUCUUAUAAAGAAGUGCCAUGGCCCAGAGGGGUCACAAGAUCUCCAGAGUGGCACGGGAGGAAGUGAGGAAGAAGGGACAAGAGGCACCCUUCCCUCCACCAAAGUUGACAGGGCAUUUGUGCGUCUACACUGCUGAGGGUCCUCGAGUCACACUUGUGGAAAACAGAAACUCCCUUACCUCCAUAUUCCCACCUGAGAGGGGAGUAAUGGGAGCGUGCCAAGAAGCUGUCCUCGAGGUCUCCAGCGUCUGAGUCCCUGAACCCUGCUCCGGGUCCAGAGAGCCACAAUUACAGUCACUGCAGCUCCUGUCACAUCGCAGCCACACGGCUGCCAAUGACAGCACAGAGGCUGGCACCCCUCCCCCACAGGCCCCCACAGACAGGUCCACGUGCGUCCCCAGAUGCCUGAAUCACUGCUGACGGUUUGGGACCUGGAGGCCGUGGGCUCCUGGGGAGCCACUGGGGAGGGGGGUGGCGGUCACGUCGUCUCCCAGGAACACCUGCGGACAUAAAUAGGCAGCGAGCGAAGGCAGCCCAGCACAGUCCGCACAGCGGCCCCACACACUGUGCCCACCUGCUCCAGGAUGCCGGACACCAUGCUACCCGCCUGCUUCCUGGGCCUGCUGGCCUUCACCUCCGCCUGCUACUUCCAGAACUGCCCGAGGGGUGGCAAGAGGGCCAUGUCUGACCUGGAGCUGAGACAGUGCCUCCCCUGCGGCCCCGAGGGCAAAGGGCGCUGCUUCGGGCCCAGCAUCUGCUGCGGCGACGAGCUGGGCUGCUUCGUGGGCACGGCCGAGGCGCUGCGCUGCCAGGAGGAGAACUACCUGCCGUCGCCCUGCCAGUCGGGCCACAAGCCGUGCGGGAGCGGGGGCCGCUGCGCCGCCGCGGGGAUCUGCUGCAACGACGAGAGCUGCGUGACCGAGCCCGAGUGCCGGGAGGGCGCUGGUUUUCACCGCCGCGCGCGCGCCAGCGACCGGAGCAACGGGACCCAGCUGGACGGGUCGACCGGCGCCCUGCUGCUGAGGCUGGUGCAGCUGGCGGGGGCGCCCGAGCCCGCGGAGCCCGCCGCACCCGGCGUCUACUGA